AUGGGUUCAUGCUGUGCCACUGAAAAGGGCAAGGUUUUACCUUAUGUUUUAGAUGUCCAUGUGCAAUGCACACCUUGCGAUAAUACCAAGCAAGAAAUUAAAAAGAAGAUGUGGGUCCAAAAAGCCAAAAAUGCACCAAAACUUAAUAUCAAUUCUAACCCUCUAUAUAAAAAGAGGAUGAGUGAAAAUCUUACCAGGAGCAGUCGGACAAGCUUAAUAUCUAAUGAAAGAGCUUCGAGGACGGCUUCUUGCUCGCUGUUAUAUGGGUUCUAG
Molecule: messenger RNA, 273 nt
Organism: Blepharisma stoltei
Lineage: Eukaryota; Ciliophora; Heterotrichea; Heterotrichida; Blepharismidae
Source: the annotation of a GenBank genome assembly